AAGCUUAGCGUUCUAUCCUCCGUGUUUCUCACACCACGCGCGACGUUCUUCCAUUUGUUUCGUUCACCCGCGGAAGACCACUGCGGGGCACGGUCUAAGCGAGUCUACAUCAACGAUUUUUAUCCGAAAACGGUGCGAUGGCGGCCAGUGAUCUGGGCCGCCUGGCGGAGGCCCUCUAUGACACCGCCUUCAUUCAGGAGCUCUUGGUCCUUGUGACCUUCGCCCUCUCCUACACUCUUUGGCGCCGCGUCCGACGCUCGUCGUGGCCAGCCACGCGGAGCAAAGCGGACGCGGAACCCGCGAAGGCGUCGCGCCCAAACCUCCAUCGGGCGAAGCCGAAGGUGCGCGACUUCACCGACGCAGAGAAGGAGCAGGCGAAAGCAUCUGAGGCCGAAAUGAAAGAGCUCCUGGUCCAGAAUGAGUUUACACGCGCGCUCAAUUUGUAUCGCCGGACGGAGCGCUGGAACCUGGAAGCCUUCUUCACCGAGGAGCUCUUCGGCUGCUUCGUGCAGUCAGGGAUCCGUGUGAACAAGGUGGACGUGGUCGAGCGCAUGCUCCGGAGCUUGAAACGAGCAAGGAAGGAAGCUCCUUCGAAGGAGUUUUGGCAGCAAACCCUGAAGCUCAUGUCCAGCAGAAAACACUUCAGCCUUUGCUUGUUGGCGUACAGCAUCUUCGAGCAUGACAUGCCUGUGGACAAGGUGAUCUUUUCCUGUUUGAUCAAUGCUGCUCUGGAGCUGAACGCGGAAUCGCGGCUGGAAGCACUUCUGGAGAAGUAUAGCCAGGCCUCGCUGAGUCCCAAGGAUCACAUUUUGCACUUCCGAUGCUACGUGCAGCUGAACUCCGCCGAUGCGGCGGAGCAGCUCUUUCACCGGCUGGGCGAUGAGGUGAGCAACUUGAUGUUGAACAUGUUGUUGCUGACCUGCGUGAACCAGAAGCAGCCGGAGCGAGCCUACCAGCUCUUGCAAGAUGCCAAAGUGCGAGAAACAUCAGCCAAAGAUAAGCUGGUGGACAUUGUCUCCUACAAUACGGUCAUGAAAGGCUUCGGAGCUGCUCAGAUGCGCUCCCGCUGCCUCGACGCUGUCCGCGACUUGAUCGAACAUGGCCUGCAGCCCGACGACAUCACGCUGGGAGCAUUGAUGGAAGCAUGCGUGGCAGAAAGCGACCAUGCGCUGGCCCAGCAAAUUGGAGAUGUUCUCAUCUCCAGUGGUCGUGAAGUGAAACCUCCCAUGUGCAACCUCUUCAUCAGAGGUUUGGUGAAGGCGGGUGGCAUUUGGAAGGCUUUGGCGCUCUAUGAGGCGAUGAAGAAGCAGCAAGUUCGUUUCCCAGACAUUGUGCUCUUUUCAGUGCUCAUCAAGGCCUUGGUGGGCCAAAACGCCUUGGCGAAAGCCUUGGAGCUGGUGGAGGACAUGAAAGCCCAUGGCCAUGCCAUGGAUGACAUCAUUCUGACCCACCUCCUCGAGGGCUGCAGGCAUGAGAGCCGCUAUGAGUUGGGCAAGGAGCUCUUCCAGAAGUCCAUCGAUGCAGGCGUUGUGCCUUCAGACUUCACGCUGGUCACGCUCUUGAAGCUCUACGGCCGCUGCGGAGCUCACGCAGAGGCCUUCCACUUGCUCCAGAGCUGGGAGCGGCGCUUCAGACAGAAACCCUCAGUGAUCCACUACACUUGUCUUAUGAGUGGGUGCUUUCGCUUCAAGAAGUAUGACCAGGCCUGGGCUGCUUUCGAGUUGAUGCUGCACCAUGGGGUUCAACCAGAUGACACCACCUUCACCACGAUGAUGGGCAUCCUUCAAAGUCAAGAAUGGGAUCGAGUCCUGGUUUUGGCCCGCCUGGCCAGCCGCACGCGGAGCGAGGGCAGUGGCCGCGGAAAACUGCUGGCGAACUGCGUCCAGAUGGCCAGUGCCAGUGAGUCCGGCGCGAGUCCGGAGCAGCUGCGAGAACUCAAGGUGGGGAGAGGUGGUGCACACGCGGUUUUGGUGCGGGUUGUGUUUUCAUUUCAUACACUUUCGUACUACUGUACUGGGCGUGUUGGGUUCGCAUCAGUUUGAGAGAAACUCAAAUGCGUCCCCUAGUACCCUAGCCUGAUCUCAUUUGAUAUCCCUUCUUUCUGAAUUUGUGUGCUUGGAUCUUGAGAGUUUAGAGCAAAAGCAUGCAAAAGAGCCCAAAGUAUUCUAUGCUCGUUCGAUCUGGGACACUCAUACCUACCUGUGGCCCGUGCAACCACGUGGCAGCCCGGGGGGGCUCUACAAAGCACAGGCAAACCACCUCGGAGGGUUCCGAAAUGAAGUGGUGAGCAUCUGCUGUAGCAGGAGUUUGUCCAGGUAAUUUGUCAACACAUCACACGGAAGAUCGUCUUCAAACGGGCCCAUGUUCCACUUCCAUGUGAUGUGGUCGUGGG
Molecule: messenger RNA, 2392 nt
Organism: Durusdinium trenchii
Lineage: Eukaryota; Dinophyceae; Suessiales; Symbiodiniaceae
Source: the annotation of a GenBank genome assembly